CGUAAAAUAAAAUGUUUGUACAUUCUUCCUGUCGUAUUGUUUUGAGUAGAAUAUUUAAGAGAUCUCUUGAAAGACGCUGGAUCUCUACUGAAUCAAGCAAGGAAGCGUAUCUAGAGCAUUUAGAAGGCGGUAUUUCCAUUUUAAAAUUAAAUCGUCCUUCUUCAAGAAAUGCUUUAUCAGUCAAUUUAUUGACUGAAUUCAGACAAGCAUUGUCGGAUGUUCGCUUUUCAAGUGAAUCUCGUGUUCUGAUUAUUCAGAGUUCUACGCCCGGUGCAUUUUGUUCUGGUGCAGAUUUAAAGGAACGAUCUACUAUGAGUCCUACACAAGUCACUCAGUUCUUAUAUACUUUAAGAAAGGCCUACAGAGAAUUGGAGACACUUCCGAUCCCUACCAUUGCUGCUAUGGAUGGUCCUGCCUUUGGUGGAGGUUUAGAAAUGGCACUUUGUUGUGAUAUCCGAGUAGCAGGUCCAAAAGCAUUGAUGGGAUUAACCGAAACAAAGUUAGCAAUUAUUCCAGGUGCAGGUGGAACCCAAAGAUUACCUCGAUUAAUUGGUAUUCCCAAAGCCAAGGAACUCAUCUUUACGGGCGAAGUAUUUGGUGCACUUAAAGCCAAAGAAUAUGGUGUAGUCAAUCAUGCAGAUGAAGAGAGUGCUUAUAAAAAGGCUUUGGAUAUCGCCUUGUCUAUUUUACCUCAAGGUCCAGUGGCUAUUCGUAUGGCAAAGUUGGCUAUUGAUAGAGGAUCUCAUUUGGACAUGGAUUCUGGGUUGGAAAUUGAGCAAUCUUAUUAUGCUCAAGUUAUACCUACUGAAGAUAGGUUAGAGGGUCUUCAAUCUUUCAAAGAAAAGAGAAAACCUGUAUAUAAAGGACGUUAA
This is a messenger RNA of Mucor mucedo, 872 nucleotides long. RefSeq names its product ClpP/crotonase-like domain-containing protein. The record is from RefSeq and is a predicted model, not a curated record. Gene Ontology annotation, molecular function: enoyl-CoA hydratase activity. NCBI's taxonomy places the organism in Eukaryota, Fungi, Mucoromycota, Mucoromycetes, Mucorales, Mucoraceae. Gene Ontology annotation, biological process: fatty acid beta-oxidation. The coding region runs from base 12 to 872 and encodes 286 amino acids. The transcript has 6 exons. Gene Ontology annotation, cellular component: mitochondrion.